GAUGGCGGCAGCUUCUUUUGGCAAACAUAAAUGCGGCGAUGACGGUCUAACUCCGUGAAUUAUUUGUCGCUUACGAGCACACUCUGCUCGCAGACUAUCUGUUACGAAGCAACUUUUUCCGAAUCAAACCGUUCAGCGCAAUGGAGUUUUGGGGUGUCGAAGUGCCGCCUGGCAAGCCUACUUCAUGCCCUCCAGGCGAUGGAAUGCACCUUCAUGUUUCACAGGCCGCUCUUGGAAAAAGCAAGGCCAAAAGCGGAAAGGAAAAUGAAAGGGUAAUCUUGAAGGUUCUUGUUGACGACAGUGAGAUUGUGCUGGGGACUCUUUCCGAGGGCAAGUGCGACCAAAUGCAACUGGAUCUUGUUUUUGAUAGAGAGUUCAAGGUUUCUCACAGCAGCAGCUCUUCAAGUAUCUACUUAUGCGGAUACCGAACUGAAUGUCCAGAAGAGUAUGACUCUGAAGAUGAGCAUGAAGACGAAGAAGAGGACGACGAAGAGGAUGCCAAUGUGCCUGCGGCGGUUCCAAUCGAGCACAAAGCGGGGAAGGUUAUCACGGAGGUGGCUGGUAAGGCAGCCACUGCAGCUGCAAAUGCUGUUCAGAAAGCUGUCAAGAAGCAAGUAGUCCAGGAUGAUGUUUCUGACGAGGAAGACGACGAGGAAGAUUCAGACGAUGACAUGGACGAAGAGGACGACGAGGACGAGUCUGAUGAGUCUGAGGAGGAAGAGCUCAAGGUUGAAGCACCCAAGGCUGAGAAGAAGAGAGCUGCAGCGGAACCGGCCACCAAGGUUGUCGAGAAGAAGUCUAAGACGGAUGCCUCUCCCAAGCCAGCAUCUGGUUCUGGAGGGAAGAAAGGAGUGAAGGGAGGGCAGGCGAUGCCUGUGGCCAAUGAGACUCCGAAAACCCCCACAGACAAGGGAGUGAAGCCAGCUAAGACACCGAAGGGUACUCCUACUGCCCCUCCAACCACACCUGUGUCUGAAAAGAAGUCUGGACAGUAUAAAUGCACGGGUUGUGACAGGACGUUUACCUCGGAGCUUUCUAUGAGCCAGCACAUUGCAGCCAAGCACAAAGCUUGAAUUUAGAAUGGCUACUCAAAUUUUGCAAUUGUAUGUGAUAAUGGUCGAAAGUUUGACCUCUCUUCCCUGGAGACAGUAACGGUUCAGUAACUUUUGAUAGAAACCGUUGUAGUAACUGAAUAGCGUAGGGGUGGUGUUUACAUUGAACAGUAGGCUCUUUGAGGAAACGCACCUAUUUAGAGGUUUUUCUGGUGUCCACGCAUGCAGACUGAGGUGGGAACUGCUAGAUUAAUCUACGGGAAGUUUUGAUAUAACACGGUUGCUGCUGAAUAGUUCUGGGUAGCCAGUGUAGAGAUGCAUCAACUACGGAUCAAACACGAGUCAUUUUCUAGUGUAGAAAUUUUCAACUACACUUCUGAAUAUGAGAUAUUUUGUUCAAUGUCUUCA
Messenger RNA from Physcomitrium patens, 1460 nucleotides. The record is from RefSeq and is a predicted model, not a curated record. Lineage: Eukaryota; Viridiplantae; Streptophyta; Bryopsida; Funariales; Funariaceae.